UCCCGCUCUUGAUCGCUCCGGCUCCGGCGCCGACUUCGGCUCCUCCCGGCCGCCCGGGGCCGAGGCGACGUGAGGUUGUAAAAAUCCAUGUGGGACGGCCCCGGGGCGAGCAUCGCAAAGAUCUCUGAUUGGAGUCAUUUUCUGGUACAGACUGUGAAAAGAAUGCAGUGAAAAAUCCUGGUCAACAGUGGAAAUACUGACUUAAACUCCAGCUUAGUAUAGCAUUUCUUCUCUUCAGUAGCACCUCAUAAUAUAAGAAAAAUGUAUGGAAGUGCAAGAACAAUCACCAAUCUGGAAGGCAGCCCUUCCAGAUCACCUCGUCUGCCAAGGUCUCCUCGUUUGGGCCACCGAAGAACGAGUAGUGGGGGAGGGGGAGGAACAGGCAAGACGCUGUCUAUGGAGAAUAUCCAGUCCCUUAAUGCAGCCUAUGCUACAUCUGGACCCAUGUACCUCAGUGAUCAUGAGGGGGUGGCUUCAACAACGUACCCAAAGGGCACCAUGACUCUGGGCAGGGCCACUAAUCGAGCUGUAUAUGGAGGCCGAGUCACAGCUAUGGGGAGUAGUCCCAAUAUUGCUUCUGCAGGACUUUCCCACACAGAUGUCCUUUCAUACACUGAUCAACAUGGUGGCCUGAGUGGCUCAUCCCAUCACCACCACCACCAGGUCCCCUCCAUGUUGAGGCAGGUAAGAGAUAGCACAAUGUUAGAUCUUCAAGCCCAGCUCAAGGAACUCCAGAGAGAGAAUGACCUUCUCCGGAAAGAACUAGACAUCAAGGACAGCAAGCUGGGAUCUUCCAUGAACAGUAUCAAGACCUUCUGGAGUCCUGAACUUAAGAAGGAGAGAGUCUUGAGGAAAGAAGAGGCAGCCAGGAUGUCUGUCCUUAAGGAGCAGAUGAGGGUUUCUCAUGAAGAAAAUCAGCACCUGCAAUUGACAAUCCAGGCCCUUCAGGAUGAGCUGCGAACCCAGAGAGACCUUAACCACCUCCUGCAGCAGGAGAGUGGUAACCGUGGAGCAGAGCAUUUCACCAUUGAGCUGACGGAGGAGAACUUUAGGAGGCUCCAGGCUGAACAUGACAGACAGGCCAAGGAGCUCUUCCUUCUGAGGAAGACAUUGGAGGAAAUGGAGCUAAGAAUUGAGACACAGAAACAGACCCUCAAUGCCCGAGAUGAGUCGAUUAAAAAACUCCUGGAGAUGUUGCAAAGCAAAGGUUUGCCAUCCAAAAACCUUGAGGAUGACAAUGAACGGACACGCCGGAUGGCAGAGGCUGAGUCUCAGGUCAGCCACUUGGAAGUAAUUUUAGACCAGAAAGAGAAGGAAAACAUUCAUCUGAGAGAGGAAUUGCACCGAAGAAGCCAACUUCAGCCGGAGCCAGCCAAGACGAAGGCUCUCCAGACUGUCAUUGAAAUGAAGGAAUCUCCAAGUUUUAAUUUUGAUCCUGAUUUGAUCUGGCAGGACACAAAAAUCGCUUCACUGGAGCGAAACAUAAGGGAUCUUGAGGAUGAGAUCCAGAUGUUAAAAGCCAAUGGUGUGCUGAAUACUGAGGACCGUGAAGAAGAGAUCAAACAAAUAGAGGUUUACAAAAGUCACUCCAAGUUUAUGAAGACCAAGAUUGAUCAACUGAAGCAGGAACUUUCAAAGAAGGAGUCAGAACUUCUUGCCUUACAAACAAAGCUUGAAACCCUUAGCAAUCAAAAUUCAGAUUGCAAGCAACACAUCGAAGUGCUUAAAGAGUCGCUUACUGCCAAAGAACAGAGGGCUGCCAUUCUUCAGACUGAGGUAGAUGCAUUGAGAUUACGACUGGAAGAAAAAGAAUCUUUUCUUAAUAAAAAAACAAAACAAUUGCAGGAUCUCACUGAAGAGAAGGGAACACUGGCUGGAGAGAUUCGUGACAUGAAAGACAUGUUAGAAGUAAAGGAAAGAAAAAUUAAUGUUCUUCAGAAAAAGAUUGAAAACUUGCAAGAACAACUUAGGGAUAAAGACAAGCAACUGACCAAUCUGAAAGACAGAGUGAAGUCCUUGCAGACGGAUUCCAGUAACACAGAUACUGCGCUGGCGACGCUAGAGGAGGCUCUGUCAGAGAAGGAGAGAAUAAUAGAGCGUUUGAAAGAACAGAGGGAGAGAGAUGAUCGGGAAAGACUAGAAGAGAUAGAAUCCUUCCGCAAAGAGAACAAGGACCUGAAAGAAAAGGUCAAUGCUUUACAAGCUGAACUCACAGAAAAAGAGUCUAGUUUAAUUGACCUCAAAGAACAUGCAUCUUCAUUAGCUUCUGCAGGACUGAAAAGGGAUUCCAAAUUAAAAUCUCUAGAAAUAGCCAUCGAACAAAAGAAAGAGGAAUGUAGCAAACUAGAAGCACAGUUAAAAAAGCAAGCUGAGCAGUUGUUCAAUCAGAUGUACAACCCAGCACAUAAUAUUGAAGAUGACUCCAGGAUGAACCCUGAGUUUGCAGACCGACUAAAACAGCUUGAUAAAGAGGCAUCUUACUACCGUGAUGAAUGUGGCAAGGCCCAGGCCGAAGUGGACCGGUUGCUGGAGAUCCUCAAAGAGGUGGAAAAUGAAAAGAAUGACAAGGACAAGAAGAUCGCAGAACUUGAGAGCUUGACUCUCAGGCACAUGAAGGAUCAAAAUAAGAAGGUGGCCAACCUCAAGCACAAUCAACAGCUGGAAAAGAAGAAGAAUGCCCAGUUAUUAGAAGAAGUUCGCAGGCGAGAAGAUAGCAUGGCUGACAACUCACAGCAUUUGCAGAUUGAGGAACUGAUGAAUGCCUUGGAGAAGACCAGGCAAGAACUGGAUGCCACCAAAGCCCGACUUGCCUCUACACAGCAGUCCCUGGCUGAGAAAGAAGCACACUUGGCCAACCUGCGGAUAGAGAGGAGGAAACAGCUGGAGGAGAUCCUGGAAAUGAAACAGGAAGCACUACUUGCAGCGAUCAGUGAAAAAGAUGCAAACAUUGCCUUGCUGGAAUUGUCUGCCUCCAAAAAGAAAAAAAAAACGCAGGAGGAAGUCAUGGCUCUCAAGCGGGAGAAAGACCGACUAGUGCAUCAGUUAAAGCAGCAGGUUUAUAGACCUAAGAAACAUCCCCUGAGCUCGAAUAUACCAUGCCCUUGUGAUGCUGGCUACAGCCCAGAUAUUACGGCCAAGUACCACGGGUCCAGCUACGAUGCAUACGUGAGCCAGAGGUCUCAGACCCAGAACAGAAUGAAACUGAUGGCAGACAACUAUGAUGAAGACCAUCACCAUUACCACCACCACCACCACCACCACCACCAUCGAUCUCCUGGGAGGUCGCAACAUUCCAAUCACAGGCCCUCUCCGGACCAGGAUGACGAGGAGGGCAUAUGGGCAUAGCCGGGCCUGUAAACCAAAGUUCCAGUUUUGUUUUGAGGGCUAUCAGAAGGGCUGAACCCAGGGGAAGUGCAGCUCUGCGGCAAUAUUCUGACACUCCUUUGCAGUGGGCUCACGUCACUGUCCACCACCACCCGGAGCAGCUCGGCAGAACCAAAGGGGAGUUUUCGCUUUCAUUCUCCAGCACGAUUCUGUUCAGCUUGGUAUUUCCUUCAUCAUCUCAUGUCAUUUCUCAUGGAUUCGGCUUGGGGAGGAAGAAUGCAGAGGUGGAGAAAAAGACACAUCCUCCAUUUUAUGUUGGGAUCUGGGCAUUUGAGCAUGGGACCUUCUCUUCUGAGUGCAUUAUUUGAUAGCAUUUUAUUUCUGUUACUGACCCUCAUUGGAUAUGUUGGAACUCCAUGGGAUUUUAACUAUGGUUUCAGCUUCUGUUGGACAACUAGCUUCAUCUCCAGUUAUCCUGCUGGUUCGUCUCAGUGGUCAUUCCUAAUGCAUUAGAUUACCAAACAGUGUACAUUUGUUUGCGAGCGUGUGGUGUUGGCAGUGUUUGUCAACCACGAUGCAUGGAGCAUUUGACAAAGAAACCAAAACACCAAAAAGGGCGAGCCUUUACCCUCCUCUGUUUCUUUAAUCCGCUGUUCCAAGAACCAUGUUUUGAUGGUACAACCAGUAGUUACCUCUGGGCCAGGUUGGAAAUGAUAUCAAUUUUUUAAACCACUAAUACUUGCCAAGAAAUCGCCUUAUGAGAAUAUGGUGUGUGUCUCUGACAAUGCAUGGCACAUCUAAAUUGUUCAUUCAUAAUUUUAUUUCCCUGCCUAAGUACUGGAAGUGGCAACAGCCUGAGGCGCCUGCAUAUCAUCUCCGUGUGUUCCCUGUACCCCAGGGCCAGGACGCUGGACCCAGCCUCAGGCUCUUACCAUUCUGUACUCGCAGGUCUCCGCAAAGAAGCUGGGACGCAUUCACACUUCAAGAUCCAAAAGCUGUGCAAACAACGUAAGCUUAGAACUUCUGUACAGGAAGGGUCAUUUCUCAUUUUUUUAAACGUCUCCAACAUGAAUUCCAAAGCAUUUUCAGCAUCAAACACGAAAACAUUGAUGAAUGAGGAACAAUCCCAAAAGCUGUGUAUCUGUAUAUAGUCCGACACAACACAUAUGUGGAUACAGAGUCAUUAUUUAAAGCCCGUGCCAGGGAAAGAGACCAAAUUUCAAGGUCUUUUACAUAUAGUGACAUGGUACUAAGGAGAAUUAAACUCCUACUGCUUCCUUUGAAGAUUAAAAACUUUUAAGUUGUAUUGACUUCGUAAAACUCAUGACUGAGUCUGGCAAAAUGCGUGCAACUCUUGUAUUGAUCCAUUUUCUUGUCAAUGGAAGAAACCCUUCCACGUGUAUGCAAGUGGGAGAUGAAAACCUGCAUUCUUAAAGGACAAACAGUGAAUUUAAGCAUGAGUGGCCUUAAUAAAUAUAGUUGUCUUUCUUUGCUGCUGUGGAAAGGAUUCUAAACAGAUGUUCCUGAAGUCCUGCAUUGAAUUUAGUCAUUAUUACUUUUUAAAAUGUUGGUGCAAUUAACUCUGGACCUCUCUUGUGAGCCAUAGAGAUAUUAAAAGACAAACUUCUUAUUUGUUGGGAAGAUAAAACUGUCUCUAAGCUGCACCGUUCCCUCUUGGUGCAUCAGAAGUCAUAUAUUCAAGCUGGUUUCUUGCUUCUGGCUUUGUUCUUGUUGUCAGUAUAGCAAACUAUGUAAAAGCUUUCGUGUUGCAUAAACAAUCCCAAUACAUUCAUGUUUAAAAAGUUUGUCCUUUAACUAUUCAAGGGAUCUAGGUCUUGGUUGGAGGAGUGAGCAGAGUUCUUUGCAAGCUUAUUUAGUACGUUUUGACACAAUAUCACACUGAAACCACAGGCCACAGACACAUCCCCAUGAACAGUUUGUCCUCACUGCCUCCUAUAACCAGGUCCUGGCCUGAACUCUGCAACUGAAUACUUGAAGUAGGAAGUAGGAUAUCCAGUAGGGGAAGUAGGAUCCUUGAAAUAGGUAAAAAAAAAAAAAAAAAAAAAAAAAAAAAAUUAAUUAAAGUAAACACACCCAACCGUGAUAGUUAGCUAUUUCUAUGUUCGUGCCAAUUUUGUCACAGUUAUUGUUUGAGGGAUCGUUUUGGCUCUACUUUUGUUGGUUGAAAGUAUUAUUGAUCUUACCUUUAUGCAAGCACCUAAUUUAGUCUCUUAAAUUCUAUCUGCAGCAUCUUUUCUCAUUUCAUGUAAUAUUCUCUAAUGUCUGGGGUUUGCACAAAACAAAAAUCCCUUUCACACAUUAAUAAUAGCCUCUGGGUUUACAACAAACACUGUGAAGUUGGGAAGAUAUUUCCUUUGCACAAACUUUAGCAAGUUCCCUUCUAAUCAUGAUGCAGUUGGAAAAAAAAAAGUUUGGGCUAACAUUUAGGAAAAGUUGGUCUAAGUCUUUUUGUGGGCAGAUGCAGGCUUGUAAUUUCUACCCCAUUUAAUUUCUAUGUACAGUCUCAAUUUUGUAUUUAAUGAUUUUUGUGUAUCCAGUGUGCACGUUAACAGCGUGUCGACUUCCAUUUGAGAGUGGGUUUUACUUUUUAAACAGUGUUUCUGAUGAGACCUCAAAUGUGUUGACAUCAGCUCUCUCUGCGACGUUUUUGUGUGGAGUGGUGUUUGAAUGCUGCCAGGGGUCAGUGUGUCCACUUCCCUGAGACCCUCGUUUGAUAGUGCUUCCUGUAAAAUUUCUUCAAGUGAGUGGCAUGUGGGUUGUGAUAUUGACCAUGUGAUUAUGGACAUCGAUAUGAAAAAAAUAAAAAUAAAAAUAAGGAACCCUGGAAACUACCAGUGGGCAUGUAUUAGCCAGUCAUUGUAACCUUGUGUCUAGUAGAAGUACAACGUACAAGGUAUGUACAGUUCAUAAUUUGUUAUCAUGUGUAUGAGAAGUACUUUGUGCUGAUCGCCUUAUUUAUAUUCAUCAAAUAAACCUUGUUUCUUUCUGAA
This is a messenger RNA of Sciurus carolinensis (gray squirrel), 6335 nucleotides long. It is a transcript of the gene Erc2, whose product is annotated as ELKS/RAB6-interacting/CAST family member 2. Gene Ontology annotation, molecular function: structural constituent of presynaptic active zone. Bases 262 to 3345 code for a protein of 1027 amino acids. The record is from RefSeq and is a predicted model, not a curated record. Lineage: Eukaryota; Metazoa; Chordata; Mammalia; Rodentia; Sciuridae. The transcript is spliced from 21 exons. Gene Ontology annotation, cellular component: cytoskeleton of presynaptic active zone. Gene Ontology annotation, biological process: maintenance of presynaptic active zone structure; regulation of synaptic plasticity; neuromuscular synaptic transmission.